CGUAUGUAACGUUAAGAAUAUAAUGAAUUUUACUAGGUCAUAAAUCUAAACAUAUCAUUGUCUUUUUUGUGUUUGUUUUUUACACAAGUUGAAAAUACGCCGACUCGAAAAUUAUUUUGAUAAUUGACUCCAUGACACUAAUUAGAAGUUUCUCACAUAUUUCGUAGCUAUAGGACAUUAAAAGAUAUUUAUCUUAGAUCUUAUGUAUUGUAUCCUCGAUAAAAAAAAUCUGAAAUUAUGAUAAAUCUUAUCAGAUUUCGUAUUUCCCUUCAUGUAUCUUUUUAAUUUCCCCGGGCGAAUCUGAUUGGUCAAUUGAUCUGUUGCUAAUCUCUGAUUGGCUGGCGUGUAACUCGGACAUUACUAAAUGCGGCGUGUUAUACUUCAAGCUGUCAAAGCAUAAUAAUUAACGUGAAGUCAUAGCAUAAAUGGAGUAGCAUUUUCAAAAUGGGAUGUUUAUAUAAUAAAGUGAAGUGAACAUGUAUACAAUGUGGAAAUUAAGUGAUAUCUGUUGUGUUUUUGUAAUUUUUAUUUUGCGGAUAAAUGGAGUAGUUUCCCAAUCUUUAUAUGGAUGUCCUCUGGGCUGGGAAUUCUCGGACGGCAAAUGUUACCUUUUUGUGACGGAUGCGCCACUAUUCUACGAGGAAGCGGAUGCGGAUUGUUGGCAUAGAGGCGCAGCCUUAUUGAGUGUCAAUAGUUACACGGAACAUCAGUUUAUAUCAGACUUUCUGGCUCUACAUGAUUUCAAACUUGCCAAUUUCUUUACGAGCGGCUACUUCUUUAAUGGCGUCCUGGUCUGGGACUCCGACAACAAAGUGGACACUUCCGGUGCCGCGUACUGGGUCACGGGGAAUCCCCCUGCACGAGGGAAUCCAUACACAAGAAUCGCUUACGUCAGAGGUGACAGAACAGGUACGGGGUACGUCAUGUACGGCUGGAACGUAGUCCCCCACAGUCAGAAGUCCAACUACAUCUGUGAGAUGACACAGGAAGACGCGCAGAACACGCGCAUUGAGGGGAGAGACUCCACGUUCGGCCUUGACCCCAUUGAGAUGCGGGACGUCGAGGUGGGGCCCCACAUCACGGACGAGCCCGGCGAUAUGCUGGUAUUUGAGGGAACACCCAGUACUUACAUUGAGUGCAAGUCGAAGGGAAACCCCAAUCCAAAAUACUCUUGGUUGAAAGAUGGAUCCACGGAAGUGACGUCAUUACUCAGCAGCAGGUAUACCAUUACGGGCGGACGGAUGACAGUGUCUAACCCAGAUGAACAGAAAGAUCAGGGGUCCUAUCAGUGUUCAGUCGAGAACAAGUUUGGCAAGAUCCUGUCCAACCCCGCUAAAUUACAGUUUGGGUAUCUACAGAAGUUUUCGCCCGUCCCCCCAGACGAUGCACGCGCCAAGGAGAGAGAGGGUUACAGGAUUUCUUGUCUGCAACCUUCGUACUUCCCAGAGGUACGGUUCAGCUGGUUUCGUAAUGGCACUAGUGAGCCCAUGUUUGAGAACCUUCCGAACAUCUUCGUGUCCAACAGUGGCUACCUGUAUUUCUCGGACGUCCAGGAGACUGACAACAAGAAGUACACAUGCGUAGUUACACUGGCCGCCAGUUCCGGAAUGCAGACGUCAAUCAACCAGCCACCCAGUAUCGUCAGUCUCGGCGUUUGGCUUAGGGUUGCGGAAAAUGAGCCUGGAAAUAUAAAGCCCGAGAUCUACACCCACACCUUCCCUUCCCCCUCCGUGCGAGGGGCGACAAUUAGGGUCGAGUGUGUUGCAUACGGAACUGUACCAAUUGAGUACUCAUGGCGACGAUCAGACGGCCGGAACUUCGAGACCGGCACGACGAUAACCGAUCAUAACCGAGUAAUGACGAUUACUAACGCCCAGCUUAGCGCAGAGGGUAACUACAUAUGUACGGCGAACGGCAGAGGAGGCGUCACGAACAAGGUCAUCACGCUGAGCAUGGAAGCACGCCCCUAUUUCCCGUACACAAUCGGUGAUAAAAUGGCGGACCCCGAGAAGACUUUAAAAUGGCGCUGCAAGGCUGUUGCUCGGCCUGCUGCAACCUACGCGUGGUACAAAGAUGGGGUCCUGGUCCAAGGCAUCAUGGGAGAGAUCGAGAUACGGCGAAACUAUCUCAUCAUACAUAAGGUGGACAAGGCGAGGGAUGAAGGCAUGUACCAGUGUGGAGCCACCAACGUCCACGGCACAACCUUCAGCUAUGGUCAACUCAAGGUUCUCCGUUUUGCUCCAACUUUUGCUCGUCGACCGAUCCCGCCGACUGUCAUGCUCCCCAACGGCGGAAACUUCACCAUCCGCUGUGACGUCGAGGCAGCUCCCGUCCCGGAGGUACGCUGGUCAAAGAACGGAGGUGACAUAGCGACAGUUACGGGUGACUUGUCGGGCCAUGUCGGUAUGACGAUUGACUACGCCCUCGUGUUUAAAAACAUCCAGCCCUCGGACGCUGGGCAGUAUACAUGUCACGCUUCCAACAGCGAAGGCGAGGCGUCGAUGUCGACAGCUGUCUCUGUAAUCGAGGGGAUCGUGAUAUCGCGGCCACCAGCAGCCACACAGGUCAUGGUGAACAGGACAGCGUUUAUGUAUUGCCAAGCGGGUUAUAACAACCGUAUGUUUGACGUCACCUACCAAUGGAAACUUAACGGGCAUAUCCUCAACUUCACCCUCUCUGAUGGCCACUAUGAGCAGAGGUCCCGAGAAGAUAGCGAGGGUUUAUACAUCAUCAACGCCCAGUUCCAACACCAUGGCGAAUACGAAUGCCUCGCAAAGACCACCAUACAUACCGUCUCCGCUGUCGCCACACUGAAGGUCUACGGUCCCCCUGGUCCUCCUGCGGGUGUUUACAUCAAGCUUGGAUCUGUGACGUCGGUCAGCGCUACCGUAGUUUGGUCCGUCGGACCAGCAAUGGGACACUUCGGGGACAUAUUAGGCUAUGAUAUCGAGGCCGAGUUGUCCAUGAUCCGGCCGAACCGCUGGGUGAAUGUUAUGGCAGAUGUGGCAGAGUUUGCCGCAGUAAAGGACGCCGCAGAUCUCGGGCUUAGAGAGGACCAACGGGCCGUCGUUGUGGAGUCACUACUACCGGAUGUGACCUACAGCUUCCGGGUCCGUGCGUUUAACGUGUAUGGCCGAGGACAAGAAGCCAGCAUGCCCUCUGUGCGUAUAAAGACCGCUUCUACUAUUCCUGUUGUGGCUCCACGGAAUGUUCGAGGGUUUGACGAGGGGAAGGUCGGAACGCUCAACAUUGUCUGGGAUCCCCUGGACAUCUCCGAAUACGCUGGCCCUAACCUCGGUUAUAAUGUAUACUUUAAGCGGCAGGGUUCACAAAAAGAUUGGAAACUGGUAAAGGUUGCAGACCCACGGGCGAGUAUGUUUACUACUGAAGUAGGCGUGGAAAAUUAUUACCUCGAGUAUGAGGUCAUGGUCGGCGUGUAUAAUGGAAACGGGGAGGGGCCAAACUCGACAGACACCGUUAUCAUGUCAGCCGAAGGCAUGCCGAUAGCGACAGUGUUGAUGGGCGACUGUGAUAACUACAACGGUACGGCCUUCUCCAUGUCGUGGACGCCCGUGGAGGACACGAGGGAAAAACUGAAAGGAAGGCUCAAGGGAUACAGGAUCCGUUACUGGCAUAUUGACAACCCGGAGUUCGUUAUUUGGUUCGACUUGUAUGGACAACACGAUAACACCGUUAUAAUCGGCCUUAUGGACAACUCGAACUACUGGUCAUCCGUACAGGUGGUCAACUAUGCGGGUGUAGGCCCGGUCGGGGAGAUACGAUUGGCGGAAACAUACCAUUUACCGCCCCAGGACUAUCCUCGCCAUGUGAAGGUGAUGGCGCACUCAGACCACUCUGUGAGCGUCCACUGGCAACAGGUGAUGACCAGCUGGGACGAAGAGACGAUCCAAGGAUAUAUUCUGCGAGUGUGGAAAAUCCAAGAGGACAUCCGGACGGCGAACGACACAAAAGUGGAAGUGGUGGACGAAGCCAUUUUAGGGGGCCUCCAGAAGAAGACCGUCUAUGUCCUGCGGGUAUUGGGCUAUUCCAUUGGCGGGGAGGGCAGCCUGAGUCCGCAUGUAUACUUUACUGUGGAAGGCGAGGCCGUUCCGUUUGAUCCGACGACUACGAGGUUUUGCUACGACCACUACAUGUGUCCUGACGGGGCGUCGUCCACUGGCGUUUCCAUAGUUACUGUUCUUCUACUAGCUGCUAUCAGCAUUGUGUUCAACAGUUUGGGACGAUAACGCUAAAAAUACAUUUUAACAAGUUAACCCAAUACUUUAACCCAAGUACUCCAAAGCAUUUCCUUCUAUUAGAAGAUCCAGAACUUGAGAAUGUAACCAUAAGCCUUUGUGCUGUUCCCAUAGACCAACAUGUUCAACAGAGUUAUUUGAGUUAUCAUUUGUUGUUUGACUCAUAUUGAGACAUUUACGAUGCUAACUUUCUUAGUGUUAAGCGCGAAAUGCCUCUACACUAACCAGCGCGCAUGGACGGGAUACCAAUUAGCCCAAUGAUGUACUAAAUGUACAUAUUAUCAAAGGGAUGUUUCUCUCUACAUUAAAUCAUGUUCUAUUUACAGUAAGUACGUGUUCCAUCUGCAGUAAAAAUGUGUUCUAUCUACAGUUAAAAUGUGUGCUAUGUAUUGCAGUUUAGACUUGUAAAUAGUUUGUAUCUUUUUGUAUAGCCGUUUGUUGUUUAUAAUGCACAAAAUCAUACAGAAAAAAAUCAUAAAGAUUUCUGUGUAAAUUAUUUUACAUGAACUCGUUUAUGAACGUUAACUCACCCAUACAUCUGUAAGUAACAUUAUGUACAGUGUAAUAUGUUAAUACAUGUUUCAAUUCAAUAUGCUCCAAUUAUAAAUAUGGUUCACACAAAUGGAAUCUCAGACUGUGCAUUUUUGUGCAUGUGGAGUGUAAGACGUUUUCUUAUUAUUUUGAUGAACCAUUCCGAAUGAAUCUCCGCUGAUGGAACGAUAUUUAGUGAAAAGCAAAAAAAAAAAAAUGCUAAUUACUCAUACAUGUAAAUAUCAAACAAGUUCAGGGGCUGUAUUCAAUUACAACAAGAUUUUACUCAAUUUUAAAAUUAGAAAUCCGAGUGUUUUGAUUGGACAGUGAAAAAAUAUUUUUACCAAUGGACUGAAUGGAAUCACUGCAUAAUGCGUGUCUAAGGUCAAGGAUAAUAACCGCGGUAUUUUGGGUACAACAUUACUCGUUUGGCGAACCAUCAACUGGUGGGGGUAAAACCCCCCUUCAUUUUUCUAAGUCACACUUGCAGAUGUGACGGGGUCAAACAAUAAUGCAGCAAUUAUAGAGAGAGGACUGACCUUUAUAAACUAAACAAUAACAACAACAACAACAACAACGAUAUUGAAUACGGCCCCUGUUUGACGACAGAAAACUUAUCUCAGUUCUGAUCGUUCAAAUAGGCUAAGACACAUUUAAUAACUAGUUUGUUUAGUGUUUUCCUACCGCAAUUACGGUGUGGUCGGGUAUGUAGUUUUUAACAUUAUAACCCCCUAAUUCCGUAAUGACAGUCGAAAACAAAAUUAUGGCCACCGGAGGGGCCGAAACUACUCUUUCAUGAGUCAUUUUGGAAACGCUAAACAAGUAGUUUAUUAAUCAUGGCCUGAGUUUUUUUUUGUAGUUUUGCGAGGAAUCGCACCUUUUCCUCUUUCAUCAUACAUUCCUGCACAGAUUUUGCAUUUCCGUAUAUUUUUAACCAUAUAUUUUGAUAAAUAAAGUUUUCAAUUGA
This is a messenger RNA of Mya arenaria, 5754 nucleotides long. Its product is annotated as contactin-5-like. Gene Ontology annotation, molecular function: protein binding. Bases 477 to 4247 code for a protein of 1256 amino acids. The transcript has 27 exons. Gene Ontology annotation, biological process: cell-cell adhesion; axon guidance. Gene Ontology annotation, cellular component: plasma membrane; axon. Lineage: Eukaryota; Metazoa; Mollusca; Bivalvia; Myida; Myidae. The record is from RefSeq and is a predicted model, not a curated record.